This is a messenger RNA of Danaus chrysippus (African queen), 558 nucleotides long. The record is from the annotation of a GenBank genome assembly. NCBI's taxonomy places the organism in Eukaryota, Metazoa, Arthropoda, Insecta, Lepidoptera, Nymphalidae.
AUGAAGUCGACAUUCCCCUUUUCCUUGGAGAACAUUCCGAGACGAACGAGUUUUGCUUGUUUGUCACUUAAAUUUGGGAGUGUAUUAUCCGCUUUGAUUUUAAUACUAUAUUCCGUCUUCGGCCUGGCAUCAUGUUUGGCAGCUCUGAACGUUCUUCCUUCACAGUGGUCCUUGCAAGACACCGAUGUUAUUUUCUCUUAUGCUGUGAUAGUGAUCGUAGCUAUCAUACAUGCGAUUACAUUGUUUCUGAGCACUCUCAUGAUGAUAGGAGUCCUGAAGGAGAAAGCCAAUCUCAUCAAGCCCUGGGUGAUCCUGACUUCACUCCAGGUGAUAGUGGAUGUUCUAAUCUUCGUCUUCUGGACCACACUCAGUAUGAUACAUCACUAUGGUGACGGAGAUCUGCUGAUGUUUGUUCUGGAAUUUAUGGGACUUAUGAUAAGAUUCUACAUGCUGAUGAUCGUGUCCAGUUUUUAUAAGAAAUUAGAAGAAGCUACCUUAGAGGAACGUGAGAAAUUAAGAAAUAUUACCAACAACGAAAGCUGGUACUACACAGCUUAA